AUUUCUCUUGGCUGUAGUAAUUCGAUAUCAAAGGAGGAUUCUUCUUCUUGAGAAGACGUUAAGACCAUCCUCGAUUCGUCCCAGUUCGGUUCGUCUCUGCAUCUACCAACUCCCCAGUCCCAUCCCGCCGCCCGGAAAAUGGCGUCCCUGGCGAGCGCCAAGUUCCACCGCCUCCCGUCUCCUCGCCCGCCGAUUCCCUCGAGACCCCACCGCCCCCCGCCGCAUCUCCCGUUCCCUCCUCGACCCAGAUUCUCGUCUCGCGACCGACCGCCGUUGAGGGCGUCCUCCAGAGCUUCGAGCUCCGGCGCCCCGGCUGGGUCCUCCUCUGCUCCUUCUCCGGGGCUCUACUCUGCCCAGACGUUCGAGCUCACCGCCCCGAACGUCGACGUGGUCCUCGAGGACGUCAGGCCUUACCUGAUUGCCGACGGCGGGAACGUCGACGUCGUCUCCGUUGAGGACGGCGUCGUCUCUCUCAGGCUCCAAGGGGCGUGUGAGAGCUGUCCCAGUUCAACCACCACCAUGCAGAUGGGAAUUGAAAGGGUACUAAAGGAAAAAUUCGGCGAUGCAGUCAAAGAGAUCCGUCAGGUAUAUGAUGAUGAAGUGAGGGAGAAUACUGCCGAGGCAGUGAAUCGCCAUCUUGACAUAUUGAGACCAGCGAUUGCAAAUUAUGGCGGAAGCGUCGAAGUGUUGUCUGUUGAGGCCGGAGACUGCCGUGUAAAGUAUGUGGGACCUGAGUCCAUUGGGUCUGGGAUUAAAGCAGCAAUCAAGGAGAAGUUCCCUGAUAUUACUAAUGUUGUGUUAACUGGUUAGCAUGCCACAAUAAAUUUGCUAGAUCACACAAUAAAGAUGGAUUCCUGCUGAGGAUAUCAAUGUGACAAUGGACAUACAGUCGGUGAUGCUCAGAAAGAAUUGAUGUGGUGCAUUGCAGCAUUUUGGGAUGAUAUAAGAGUUUCCUGUGAGUAUGGGGAAAGACAAGAUGCUAAAUUAAUGUUCCUAUCAAUAGGGAGAAGACAUGGUCUUCUGUACAUCUUCAGUAACUAAGAGUUUGUUACAUUUGAUAUGCCUAAAAGUUACUAUUCAGAUCAUUCUUAUACAUUGGAUACGUUGUUGUACUUUAGGGCUUUGUGUAGUUGGUGUAAUAAUCGCAGGAUAUCUUUCGCCCAAAACAAACUAAAGGAAAAGAAAGAUCACAGUUCAUCCAUGCUACUCUUCAUUGCUUAAUGUCGACCGACAUAUGUACUCUUCUGUUG
Molecule: messenger RNA, 1250 nt
Organism: Eucalyptus grandis
Lineage: Eukaryota; Viridiplantae; Streptophyta; Magnoliopsida; Myrtales; Myrtaceae
Product: nifU-like protein 1, chloroplastic
Exons: 4
Coding region: 139-810 (223 amino acids)
Biological process (GO): iron-sulfur cluster assembly
Cellular component (GO): mitochondrion
Molecular function (GO): iron ion binding; iron-sulfur cluster binding
Source: RefSeq, a predicted model, not a curated record